This is a messenger RNA of Chanos chanos (milkfish), 1656 nucleotides long. RefSeq names its product glycerophosphodiester phosphodiesterase domain containing 2 (gene gdpd2). The transcript is spliced from 14 exons. Gene Ontology annotation, cellular component: plasma membrane. Gene Ontology annotation, biological process: lipid metabolic process. NCBI's taxonomy places the organism in Eukaryota, Metazoa, Chordata, Actinopteri, Gonorynchiformes, Chanidae. Gene Ontology annotation, molecular function: glycerophosphodiester phosphodiesterase activity. The coding region runs from base 1 to 1656 and encodes 551 amino acids. The record is from RefSeq and is a predicted model, not a curated record.
AUGUCGCGGAGGGAGAGCCCUUGCCGAAUCUGCUUCAGAGGGAUCUACAGCUGCCACUGGAGGCGUGCGAGAAGGAGCGAACCAAAAUGUCCGUGCUGCUGGUUCACAGCACUCUCUGUGGCUGCCGUGCUUACCCUGAUUUGGAUGUACAUUUGUUUUGUAGCGUUCAAUGACCAAAACGAUGUGAACUGGAAAGGCUUCAAAAUCCUGGGCAUGUGGGUAGACUGGUAUUUUAUACUCAUCAUCUUAUCUGCAGUGCUGGCAUCAUACUGUUUACUGCUACUGCUUUUUGCAUUGUUCCAGUUAGCAUUGAGAGAACCUCUGGAUUUGCAUUGGCUGCACAAGGUGCUUCUCUUCCUAGGCUCAGUCAUUGUCGUGCUAGGGAUCGUUGGAAUAAUCUUCCAGUGGAAAGAAGUGUUGCCUACCAUCCCUCUGUCACUUCAGGCCACAGCACCUUUUCUGCAUUUGGGAGUCAUAGUCGCUUUGACUCUAAUCAGCUGGCUGGUUUUCCGGAGUUACCACAGAGCCAAAAGAACCGUCUCUAAGGUCCUCAUAAUGGUGGCCUUCAUUGGGGUCUCAGUCGCGGUCUUUCUGUGUCCUCUUCUCAUCCGUUCUCCGUGUUUGAUUGACACGCUUCCACAAAAACCUGCUCUUGUCGGGCACAGGGGCGCACCCAUGCUGGCUCCAGAGAACACCAUGAUGUCUUUUAGGAAAAGUAUGGAGUGCGAUGUAACCGCCUUUGAGACUGACGUCCUGUUAAGCAAAGACAAUGUAUCCUUCCUCAUGCAUGAUCAUGACUCAAAGUUUCUAAGGAGAACAACUAACAUAGGUCUUAAUGAAAGCGGUGAAAGCACUGACUACUACUGGCGUGACCUAAAGAAAUUAAACGCUGGAGAGUGGUUUCUAAAGAUGGAUCCGUUUCGGUCAUUGUCCUCCUUAUCGGAAGCCGAUAAAGACGAGGCUCGAAACCAGAUCAUACCUUCUCUGAACGAUCUCCUGAACCUGGCGAAGAAUAACAACAUAUCGCUGAUCUUUGAUAUGAAAAACGCCACUGAAAACAACAGUCACGUACACCACACAGUACAAACCAUUCUGGAUUCUAACAUCUCACAGGACCUGAUUUGGUGGCUUCCUCCUGUUGACAGAGAUCAUGUGAAAAUAGCUGCACCAGGGUUUCGCCAGGUUUAUACCAACGUGUCUCAAAUGGAAGUCAGUGGUGGGAACUUUCUGAAUAUGAAAUACAGUGCACUGAGCACUGAGGAAAUUAGAAACUUACGAAGCAGGAACAUCUCUGUGAACCUGUGGACGGUAAAUGAACGCUGGCUCUUUUCACUAGCGUGGUGCUCGGGGGUUAGCUCAGUGACAACCAACGCUUGUCACCUCCUCAAAGAUAUGUCCAAGCCUGACUGGCAUUUGAGGCCUACGCUAUACAGAAACAUCUGGAUCUCUGCGGAUAUUGUGUCCUUGCUGUUCAUGUGCAUAUUCUUUCUUUUGCAGUGGAGUUUGGAUAGCUCGAUCAAGUCCCAGCAGUCUCCGCUGAUGACCGAACGAGCUAGCCGGCGUCUACGCGCGAUGAAAAAGGGAACAGGUAGUGCUUUACUGCCACCACUGGACGAUACUAUGUACUGCCUUCCUUCACAUCAACCACUGGAGUGA